Messenger RNA from Salvia splendens (bonfire salvia), 870 nucleotides. RefSeq lists its product as uncharacterized. NCBI's taxonomy places the organism in Eukaryota, Viridiplantae, Streptophyta, Magnoliopsida, Lamiales, Lamiaceae. The transcript is spliced from 3 exons. The record is from RefSeq and is a predicted model, not a curated record. Gene Ontology annotation, molecular function: nucleic acid binding. The coding region runs from base 1 to 870 and encodes 289 amino acids.
AUGGAGCAGGAGCAUAUUGAAGAGGCAGAACUGGAGCAAGGGCCGAGAGCAACCCUGAGUUUGAGCAGCCAAAUGAAGAACCAUAUUGUGCAGUUCCUUCAACAGCAAUGCCAAGCUGGAGCACUGCCACAUGGUUCAUUUCAAGAGGCAGCCAAGAGAUUCAAAGUGCAUAGAAGGACAGUGAGCCGCGUAUGGGGGAUAGCCAAGCAGCAAAUUGAAGAUGGGAAACCUGUUAUCAUGAGGGGCAGAGCAUCAGGAUAUACUAAGAAAACAGGUAAAGUACAUUUUGAUGAUGAUAAGUUCAGACAAUUGUCUUUUCUUGAGAGAUCUUGCUAUAGAAAACUUGCUUGUAAAAUGGGCGUUAGCAAGACAACAGUUGGUAGAUGGGCAAAGAAUAACCUGAUAAGGCCACAUACAAAUGCCAUAAAACCAACACUCACUGAAGUAAACAAAAUCAGUAGAAUGAGAUGGUGUCUUACUCAUAUUCAGCCAGCUAUGGAUGAAGGGAAGCUUUUUUAUCAUGCUAUGCACAACACAGUUCAUAUUGAUGAGAAAUGGUUUUACAUGACAAAGGCUUCAAACAGAUACUACCUGUUGCCGGACGAGGAUGAGCCUUACAGGCCACAGUUUGGCACAGAUGGGCAGACCAUCUUUGAUGGUAAAAUAGGCAUAUUCCCAUUCACAGAACAAGUUCCAGCCAAAAGGAUGUCAAAGAAUAGGCCAAGAGGGACACUAGAGACAAAGCCUAUCCCAUCAGUUAACAAGGAAGCAAUGAGAGAAUGUCUCUUGAAUCAGCAAUCAAGGCUAAGUGGCCAGCCAAUGCAAGCAAGGAGAUAUAUAUCCAACAAGACAAUGCCAAACCUCACCUAA